Olea europaea var. sylvestris is the source of this 1702-nucleotide messenger RNA. Its product is annotated as mitoferrin-like. Gene Ontology annotation, biological process: iron import into the mitochondrion. The transcript has 2 exons. Gene Ontology annotation, molecular function: ferrous iron transmembrane transporter activity. Gene Ontology annotation, cellular component: mitochondrial membrane. The record is from RefSeq and is a predicted model, not a curated record. The coding region runs from base 286 to 1275 and encodes 329 amino acids. Lineage: Eukaryota; Viridiplantae; Streptophyta; Magnoliopsida; Lamiales; Oleaceae.
AAAUUUACAGCAAAAUCCCCAAAUUUCUGGAGCCCUAGUUUGAACUUUCUAUUCUCAACACCUUGAAUCCAAAAUCUUCCACUCACACAUUAUUAUAUUCUCCCCAUUUUGACCACUAUCCAACCUUCCAAUUCACCACGUAAUCGGUAUCCCACCGGCUAUCCGUUUAACUUUAAUCCUCUAUAACCCAUAUCUAGCUAAACCUUUCUCCACGGCAUAACUGAUUUUAACCCAAUCUGGACCUGAUUCUCUAACCCUAGCGCGUUUGUGGCUUUACUAGUUUCAAUGGCUACCGACGCCUCGCCGAAAUUCAAAAAAUCCGACCUGAUACAGGUCCCUCAGCCGCCCGACUACCACCCGGAAAUUACAGUUUCGCCGGUGCAUGACGGCCUCCACUUUUGGCAGUUUAUGAUCGCUGGAUCAAUCGCGGGCAUGGUGGAGCACAUGGCAAUGUUUCCCGUUGAUACAAUCAAAACGCAGAUGCAAGCCAUGGUCUCUUGCCCUGUUGAAUCCGCGAGCGUCAAACAGGCCGUACAAUCUAUCUUGAAAUCUGAGGGGCCGAUAGGUUUUUAUCGUGGCAUCGGAGCUAUGGGUCUGGGCGCUGGUCCAGCCCACGCCGUUUAUUUUUCUGUUUAUGAAUUUUGUAAGAAGAGAUUUUCACGUGGAAAUCCAAAUAAUCAUCUGGCCCACGCUGUGUCAGGGGUUUUUGCAACUAUUGCGAGUGAUACAGUAUUUACUCCUAUGGAUAUGGUUAAGCAGAGGCUGCAAUUGAGUAGUAGUCCUUAUACGGGGGUUUGGGAUUGUGUAAAGAGGGUGCUGAGGGAGGAGGGAAUUAGAGCCUUCUAUGCGUCUUAUAGGACCACCGUUCUAAUGAAUGCACCUUUCACUGCAGUUCAUUUUGCCACCUAUGAGGCAGCAAAAAGGGGUUUGAUGGAGGUGUCCCCAGAAAGUGUGAGCGAUGAGAGGUUGGUGAUUCAUGCCACGGCUGGAGCUGUGGCGGGAGCAUUGGCUGCUGCAGUUACGACCCCACUUGACGUUGUGAAGACCCAGUUACAGUGUCAGGGCGUUUGUGGAUGCGAUAGAUAUGUUAAUGGUUCGAUCAGGGAUGUUACUCGAACAAUAGUGAAGAGAGAUGGAUAUGUUGGUCUAAUGAGAGGAUGGAUGCCGAGGAUGCUUUUCCAUGCUCCGGCUGCUGCAAUUUGCUGGUCAACGUAUGAAGCUGCAAAAUCCUUGUUUCAAGAUUUAAACACCAGCAGCAAUGACAAUGUCACCUGAGAAGCACAGUGCAUAGCUUCAAAGUUUUCGGAAUUUCAGACUAGGAUUGAUGGCAAGCUUAAGUGUCGGAGAUGGGCAAUUUGGUCAAUCACCUUUCUGUUUGAUUUGGCUGUUGUAACUUGUGUAACUUAACAGAUGAGAUCGACAACUCCUGUAUUCAGGAGAGGAGAGCACUUAUUAAUGUGUAUUACCCAAAAAAAAGGAAAAAAAUUUAAAAUUAAAAUUGUCAAGUUGAAAUAAGCCCAUUAAAUUGGGAGGCCUUUCCAAGAUUGGAACUCAAAAUUACACAAUUUUCUCGUGCCUAGGACUUGUCUACGGUGGUCAUAGAAAGAUGUUAGAGCAAUUAGACCACAAAAUUCUGAGGAUGAUUUUGUAAUAUUUUCAGUUCUGAUAUUGCUCGUAAAAUUAAGUAUCAUCAUUGCUUCUA